Messenger RNA from Tupaia belangeri chinensis (Chinese tree shrew), 2452 nucleotides. It is a transcript of the gene BRME1, whose product is annotated as break repair meiotic recombinase recruitment factor 1. The record is from RefSeq and is a predicted model, not a curated record. The transcript is spliced from 9 exons. Gene Ontology annotation, biological process: double-strand break repair involved in meiotic recombination. NCBI's taxonomy places the organism in Eukaryota, Metazoa, Chordata, Mammalia, Scandentia, Tupaiidae. Bases 130 to 2043 code for a protein of 637 amino acids.
GCGCGGGAAAGGAGCGGAGCGCUCGGAGGUGUGAGGGACGCCGCCUGCGCUGUGGCUCCGGGCGUCCGUGGGCACCGACGGGCUCAGGCCUCACCUGGGCUCCCGGGAUUUUUCCAAGGAAAGAGAAAAAUGAGUAAGAGGAAGAAGCUUCGGACCUCAGGAGAAGUCCGUUCUCUGAAACCCCCUAAGAACCCACGACUGGGAGACUGUGUCCGAAGCCCCCCAGAUCCCAAGUUGGGCCAUUCGCAUCACUUUGAAGGCUCAGAAGGCAGUUUGGUACCCAUUCCUGCUACAGAACACAGCACAGAGGAACCAGGACAGGCGGUCACCAGCUCCCCUGAUGAGGAAGCGGGAUCGCCCUCCCAGCGCCUCAGGCAACCAGGGAAGGAGCCAGCUGUCCUUCCUCCCUCCCAGAACUCAUUGGGGAGGUUCGUCCCCCAAUUUGCAAAAUCAAGGAAGACAUUGACGAGUAAAGCAGGAACGAGAGAAGAGGACGUGGGAAGUGGGGCCUCCAGUCUGGAAACGCUUGCAGAGCCGAGAGCCCUGCCCGCAGGAAGCCUGUCCCUGGAGGAGCUCCCAGGACUUGCCCUCCAGGAGAUUGGGGAGCCAGGAGGUCAAGUACAGGCAGGUGGCACCUGCCCCGGGCAGAGCAGCCAGAGCUUCGGGAACCCUGUGCCCAGCAUUGGGGAUUCCCAGCCCGUGGUCUCUCCAGAAGGGGAUCCGGAGUACCCCACCUCACAGAGGGCCAGCCAGGAAUCCCUGUUGGAGCAAAGAACCAGGAUGUCUGAAGGUGGAGGCGUGGGGUACCACAGAUCUGAGGCAGAGGGAGUAGGGGCUGACCUGCUUAGAGAACCCCAGGAGGAAGAAGAGGACAUCCCUGGCUCCCCAGCACCAGCUCCUGGCUCAGGCCUGACUCAGGCACUGGGCCCUGCCACUCCACUCCUGGACCCUGGAUCUGCACCCCAGGGUCUCUCUGAGCCGAGGCAGACACCCAGUGGGCCUAGCGGGGAAGAGCAGAGGCACAACCCAGGACAUGUCUCCGAUGAGGCCGUUGUCCCUGCAGAUGUGAGCACAGACCCCCCUGAACUGGAGCUGAGGGCCUUGGAGGUGGCUAGGCCGGAUGGACAGGCUGACGCCGAGUUCCCCGCCUUUGCCAGCAGGAAGGCCCCUGACGGAGGCCGUAGUGGGACCUUGCCAGCCUGCAGGCCCCUGGCCAGGGAGACCAUAGCAGACAGAGAGGAGGCAGGGCAGGAAAAUGAGCCCUCCAGUGAAGCCCCAGUGGGUCCUGCAGCCUCCCUGGCCUUGACUUUUGGGAACCAAGAACCCACAGUGGGUGCUGGAGAUUCCAGCCUUCAAGCUCUGGAAACGGGUCCAGGUGUCCAUCAGGAACAGGUGCCAAGCCCCGACCAAGAAGCAGCCGAGUUGGGCAGCCAGAGCCACGUGCAAGAUCUUGAAGGGCUCAGCCUGUCCUUCCAAGCCGCCAACCUGCUGGAGCACAGAGAAGCUGCUGACAGCCCUCCUCAGGACACCCAGGCCUGUCGGGACACCCACCGAGACUCGCCGGGGCUGCUCGAGCUCCCUCCUGGUUCUGCAGACCAGCCUGUCUGGGAGGGAUAUUUGGCCAUGGAACUCGACUUCCUGCCAGACAGCCAGAUACAGGAAGCCCUGGACGCCCCCGACUUCGAGGCUCCCCCUGAGCAGCUGUUUCCUGUGGGGAGCAGGCCCGGCCCUGGCUGGCCCGGCCUCAGCCCGCGUGCCCAUGGAGACGCUGCCUCAGUGACCGAGGCCCAGACAAGGACCUGCGUGGGGGCCAAGGGCUGCGAGGCCCCCAGGAUGGAGGACGCCACGGACACCGUGCGCGGCCUCGUCGUGGAGCUCUCCAACCUCAACCGGCUGAUCAUGAGCACCUACCGGGACCUGGAAGCCUUCAGGCGCCUGCACCACCAGCGGAAGGCCAAGCCCACGGGGAAGGCACCCACAGCCCACCCGUCCAAGGGCACCGGGGCUGUCCCCCGAGGGCAGCAGCGCUGGAGGGAUCUGUAGGCGGUCUGCAAAGCUUUCUGUGCGCCCCCACGCCAGCAGACCCCUGAACACCUGGGCCUGGCUCUCUGCUGGUGGCAGGUGUCUUAUUUUCCACCCAGAUGUGCCAGGGGUCCCAGGACCCACCUCUCUGCUGGCCUGGGAUCAGCACCCUCCCUGGGAGGAGACCAGUCUCCCCAAAACCAGGGCAGCUGUAGGGGCCUGGGCUCCAGGAAGCCAGUGGGUGUCUUCCCAGAUGUCUAUCUGGAUUUGCAAAUUGAGGCUUCUCAGUCAGUUACAGUUGGGGGCGGGUUACUGGAGGUUCCGAAUUUGCUUAUCCCUUCUAGAGAAAAGAGCUGGCUUUGUUGGUGGGACCUUGGCCUGCCCCCCAUUUCCCUGUUGUCUGAGACACCCCAGUAAUAAACGGUUCACU